This is a messenger RNA of Penicillium brasilianum, 1090 nucleotides long. Lineage: Eukaryota; Fungi; Ascomycota; Eurotiomycetes; Eurotiales; Aspergillaceae. The record is from the annotation of a GenBank genome assembly.
GCAUUCUACAGUAUCGCUCAAGAUACGUCGUACAGGGAUGUACCAAGCCUUUACUGCAAGAUUACGGUCAUUCUUACGACGUCAGGACCUCCGACGGGCCUAAUAAUUCGUUGGAUGGAUGAAGUAAAUGAAGUGGAUCCUGAUCUUGGGGCCAGUCACGAUGAAAGGAUUGUAUGGAGUUAGGGUAGAUAAUCCCUCACACUUAGACCGAUAAUUGCAAAGGACAGCCACAAUACCGCCCUCUAUUCUCUGAUUUUCUGUACUGUCAUUCUGGGCGUCCCCAUUUCCCCCAGUCGAUCCAUAUAAAACCACCCUGGGCCCCCUCAUCCUUUACGCUAUCCUCGAUCUGCUUACCCCAAAAACCCCUCCGACAUUUCUUCCACCACUCUGAUUCUCAGCAAUCCCUCUUUCUUGAUUCCAGCAACCAUCAUAAUGCUCGGCAACGGCCUCUUCAACUGGUUCUCCUUCAAGCAGGAGCCCACCAACGGCGCAAGCUGGGACGCGACAACUGCCUCCGUUCAGAACCACCAGCCCACCAGCCCCGAGGCGCCCUCCACCGAGCGCGUCGUCACUGAGCAGCCCAACUCCCAGGAGAAUAUGAAGCUCCGUGGCGGUGGCGGUGGUGAUGUCUGCUGCGGCGUCUGCGCCGGUAUCCUUUGCUUCGAGUGCUGUGAGGACUGCUGCUAAGCGGUAGAUAUUGCAUAGUCCUAGUUGCCGUGACUGGAGAAAGCGGAUACGAUGGAGCAUCCCAUGGUCCCGCAUAUUUGAUGAACCGCCAAUGUAAAUAUCCCGGAGGGCGCGAGCUAGAGAUCUGGAGACCAAGGUGCUGAACCGGGCGCAAUUCUGCCCCAGGGCUAUUUGUGCUCCGUCUGUCCCUUUCAAACGCUUUUUGUCCCCCAGAAAAUACCAUUUGCGACCCGAGAUGCCCCGUUAAUGUCAUGGUUUUGCUUUCCUUCUUCUCGUGUUCCUUUGAUAUCCUUGUGCUUUGGCUUUCGAUGCGCAGAUGGCAUAUCUAUCUGGCGCAUCUAUCUGGAGUGGAAGGGGUGUUUUGAAAACACCCUUGAAGUGAUCAAUUCUACUGAAUUCUGGG